AAAUGUCUGGAUUUUUGGGAGUAGAAUAUAUAAGGUGUGUGGCCUGUGUGCUGCAGCAGAUCAGAGACUGACGACUGGGAGUUCACAUCAGUCAGUUUGAGAGACGUGAGAGAAGAAGCAGAGACAAUGCUGAGCUGUCGGUCUUUCCAACCUUCACGUCUGUGCCAGCAGCCUGUGUACACAUUGGGACCUGUUGAACACAGGCUCUGGGAGCCACUUCAAUGUAACGUAUGGAAACAGGUGGAAGAAGCGAGAAAGAGCAUGAACUUCAUGAAUCGAGUCCUUGAGGAGCUGACAGCAGAAUUUUUCGAGCAAGUACCAAGAACUCAUGAUAAAAUAUCUGAUAAUAACAGAGAAGUUAAAGGACAAUCUAAGGGGAAGGAUGGAGAUGACUUUUCUGUGUCCCUGAAUGUGCAGCACUUCUCCCCAGAAGAACUGAGGGUGAAAGUAUUUGGAAGAAAAGUUCUGGUGUCUGGAAAACACGAGAAGAAAUGUGAUGAUGGCAGCGGCUCUUACAGCUACAAAUAUGAAGAGUUCAGGAGAGAAUUCCAGCUGCCAGAGGAUGUCAAUGCUGAAGCUCUUCGAUGCUGUUUGUCACAGGAUGGUCAGUUAAAGGUUCAAGCCCCAAGCCUGGCAUUGCCAGCUGUGAAUGAACGGAUCGUCCCCAUCAACAUCACCUCAGACACAACAACCACUCCCUGGCUUAUUCCUGACCAAGAGGCAAAGAAACAGAAGAGCGGGAAGGAUGUGGGGAACAAGAAAGAUGACGAACAGAUGGACAGCUAUGAUGUUGUUUCAGUGAACUGUUGAAGACAUAAGACUUGUUGAAAAGCAGCGAUCAAUUUCUGUCAAUGUGCCAUCAAAAUAAAACUUUUGUUAACUUAUUUCUUUUGAACUUCAAUAACCGUACUAUGCUCUUAUCAGCAUUCAUGUGGACUAUUCAUAGAUGAAUGUUUAUUGGAUGAAUAAAUGAUUUAGAAUGUUAA
Rhincodon typus (whale shark) is the source of this 986-nucleotide messenger RNA. Its product is annotated as heat shock protein 30C-like. Gene Ontology annotation, molecular function: protein folding chaperone. The coding region runs from base 127 to 810 and encodes 227 amino acids. The transcript is spliced from 2 exons. The record is from RefSeq and is a predicted model, not a curated record. Lineage: Eukaryota; Metazoa; Chordata; Chondrichthyes; Orectolobiformes; Rhincodontidae. Gene Ontology annotation, biological process: protein refolding; response to heat.